AGUCGAUGUGACAUUUCUGCUGUCACGAAUGUUAUUUGAUAGGUUUUUUUUCAAAACCCAUGAAAAUAAAAGUUUUUAAUGUUUUGGACUUUCGUUAUUUUUGUUUAAAUGGAUCGCAUAACUUAUUUUCAUCCAUUUAUAAAAGUAAAUUCUUAUAAAAAUAGCUGUUUAAGAUUAGUUCGGAAAAGUGAUUGAAUUUAAUUGGUUGGCGGUAAGCGUACCCUGCGCGACGCGAAAGGCGCAGUAAUACCUAGUUUUCCAAAAUGCCGUCGGAAUCCAAGCCUUUGUUAACAGCCCAAACCGAAAAACCGAAUCAUUACAAAUAUCUAAAAGAAUUCCGAGUGGAGCAGUGUCCAUCUUUUCUCCAACAUAAAUGUACACAACACAGGCCGUUUACGUGUUUUCAUUGGCAUUUUAAUAAUCAAAGGAGACGCAGACCUGUUAGAAAAAGAGACGGGACCUUCAACUAUAGCGCGGACAAUUACUGUACGAAGUACAACGAGACGUCGGGCGUUUGCGAAGACGGAGACGAGUGUCCGUUCCUGCAUCGUACAGCAGGCGACACGGAGCGACGAUAUCACUUGCGCUACUACAAAACUUGCAUGUGCGUACACGACACGGACACGCGCGGCCUCUGCACCAAGAACGGGGCGCAUUGCGCGUUCGCACACGGAGCGCCCGACCUGCGCCCCCCCGUGCUGGACGUGCGCGAGCUGCACGCACUCGACGCGGACGACGACGCCGCGCCCAACGCCCUCGACCGAGAGCGGAACCUCAUCAACGAAGACCCCAAGUGGCAAGAUACAAAUUAUGUCCUGUCAUCAUAUAAAACGGAACCAUGUAAAAGACCUCCUAGGCUUUGUAGACAAGGGUAUGCAUGCCCUCAGUAUCAUAAUAGUAAAGAUAAACGUAGGUCUCCUAGAAAGUAUAAAUAUCGCAGCACACCAUGCCCGAACGUGAAGCAUGGUGAGGAGUGGGGCGAGCCCAGCAAUUGUGAAGCCGGUGACACUUGUGGAUACUGUCAUACGCGGACGGAGCAGCAGUUCCAUCCAGAAAUCUAUAAAUCCACAAAAUGCAACGACGUUCAGCAGGCGGGAUACUGUCCACGAGGCUUGUUCUGCGCCUUUGCGCACGUUGAGCCCGAAGAACCUGGCGGCCGCGAGCCCGGCCCCGGCGACUGCGGAACCAGUCUCGCGGACUUGCUGUCCUCCGCGUUGCCCGACAAGAAAGAUCGCUCUACAACCCCUUCCGGUCCUCUCACAAAUGGCGCCGGUGACGGAUCUGAAUGCGCGUCCACGUCCAGCGGGGGAUCUGGUCCGCAGGCUGCGCGUGCUCGGCCUCUGCCUUUCGAUACCGCCGUGCUGCAGGAGGUGGUCGGCUGUGCACUUGACGAUCUGCACCUCGAUGACCCCAUCAAUCUUGUCGCGGCUCUGGACCGCGAUCUCUCGGACGGCGAGGGCGCGCUCGCGGGCUCCGCUCCCGUCAACAUUCCGUCGGCGCGACCCGCCCUGCGCGGGUUCAGUCCCCCGGGCGGCUCACCGCUGCCGGCUUUCCUGCGAUACGGACCCGACGCGUUCGGUCUCAAGGCUGGCAGCUUCGGCGCGUUCGAGGGCGGCGGCUGCGAGGUGUCGCGGCUGCGCGAGGAGGUGGCGGCGGCGCGGGCGGCGGUGGCGCGGUGGGACGAGCGCGUGGCGCAGGCGCGGGCGGCGUGCGAGGCGUGGCAGCGCGAGGCGGAGGACGCGGCGCGCAAGGCGGCGGUGGCGGAGCGGCAGCGCGACGAGGCGCUGGCACACGCGCUGGCGCUGCGGCGCGAGCUGGACGCGCUGGCGCCGCGCCGGGACCCGCGGGCGCUGUCGCUGCCGGCGCUCAAGGCGCUGCAGUCGCGCGCGCGGGCGGACCUCGAGGAGAUCGAGAAGGCGUUGUACCUGGAGACGGCCACCAAGUGCAUGGGCUGCGAGGAGCAGCCCCGCAGCGUCACGCUGGCGCCGUGCAACCACUACGUGCUGUGCGACAAGUGCGCGGGCACCACGGACCACUGCCCCUACUGCCAGACCCCGGUGCAGAGACACCAAUAGCGUCGGCGCCGCCUCGUUCCGGUUGCUGUUUGAAAUACUGCUCUUCGAGUGCCACUUGAACCGUACGUUAAUAUUCACCAUUGUCAAAGGUAAAUCAUAGAGAACAAUAUCUCGUGGAAAACUAUCGAUCGCGAGGUCAUUGACAUUCGUCUUCUGUUAGAGUAUCGAACAAAACACUUAACAGAAAUGCGUUGCGUCAAGGUUUUCUCGCUGCUUAAAGAGCUUGCAUUAUUCAUUUGGAAGGGACAGGAGCUUAUGCUCCUGCAUUGCGUUUGCAUUUAUUAAUACUGAUACGAAAAUAUAUACUUAACAAUACAAUAAGAAUUUAAGAUCUGCCGCUAUUGACCAAUAUUAAAAUGACAAAAUAAUAAUAAAUAUGCCACUUGGACACUUUUAAAUUUGAUGAAAAUAGUAGAUGUAAGUUAACAACAAACUUAUUCUGAAGAAUAAAAAGAACAAAAGCUAUUUCAGUAGAAACUUAUAUUUUGUGGUAAUCUGUCUUGUGAAUCACGAACUAGUUUUGGAGCUAUUUUCUGCAUAUGUAUGAGAGAGGUCUAUUGAACGACCAAAAACCAUGAAAGAUGUAUUGGCAACAUUGUUAAAAAUACAAAAUAAUUUAUAUUAAAGUAAGAAACCUUGGAAAUCUGUAACCACGGUCUUAUUUCAUAUUUGGAAUUUAAUGAAGUUGAAAGUCAAAUUCCUUUUCUAAUCAAAAUCCAAGGAAUUUUGUCAUUAAAAAAAGAUAUGCAUAAAUAGACUAGGGUUAAGGAAUGGAAAAGCAAUAAUAAGAAAAAUGUCGUGCGUAUAACCCGCGCAUUACAUAUUUUAGGAACUUGUAAUCGUGACUUUGAACUGAAAAUACAAAAUAUAAUUAUAAUUCAAUUAGUAUUUACAACAAUCGUGUAUUCAUUGACAUUGCUGUGUACCUUUAGUGUACUUUUUAAACUAGUACUAUGUUAGGGCGAGGCACACGUUCAGUGUACAAAAAUCACCUACCCACAUCCCGUCAUAUGGCUGCGUUUACAUGUUCAUACGAACACACUAUAUUGCAUUUUUUUAUUUUAAAAAAGGGCAGUAGUGUGUUGGAUUGUGCACAGUAAAGGGUUCAGUAUCUAAGAACGUUUGUGACUAAAAUUAAACUGAAAAUUAAUAUAUAAACCAAACUAAACUAUUGUUUGAUCGCUUACUCUAAACAGCUUGUUCUCAAAUAUAGACUCCGGUGAGCAUUUGGCUUGUCUUAACGUCAUAUAGUCACACGUGUGUCUCGUGUAGUUCUAGCUUAAAUAAUUUUGAAUUGAAAAAAAUGUAUAUUUUGUAUAUUAUAUUAAUUAUACAUUGAUAUUGAUCAAUGUCUGUACGAUUGUUGUAAUGCAGAAAUAUAGUGUUGCACAUUUUUAAUAAUUUUAUAAUCACAUAAUGAUGUUGGCAUAUUUAACAUAGAGUUUAAAAUAAUGCAGUUUAUAGUCUUACACAUAUAUAUAUUAUUUAUAUACUACGCCCCUUCUCGCUGAGUAUAUGUUUAGAUUGUAGUUUUCUGUAGCGAUUUGGGUUUAGUUCGCACAAAGCCUCGUGUAGUUAUAAAAACAUAGUUUUUUUUUUUUUCUCGGAGUGAAGAAUAGCUCAUGCAAGUCAAUCAAAAUUAAGAAAGGAUUAUAUGCAAUUUACUAUGUAUAUGUAUGUAGGUGAUAGAGGGCUUACUGGACUUUACUAAAGUAGGACAGUACACUAAAUUAGUGUAUUUAUUUUUUGCGCCAUAAUCCUGAAAAUUCAUUCACUAAAAGGACCAAUAAACGAAACGAAUAUAAAGUAACAUUUUAAUAAUAAUAAUAAUCAUAGAAAGAUAACGCAUAUUUAAUCUGUUUGAAAUAAAUAGUUUUUGUCUAUGGUUCGUACACGCUUGGAGCUUCCAAUAAUUAUUGAAUGGUAUUUAAACAAUAGUCAAGGUUGACUUCCCACAAUGUUUUUUAAUUUUUUUUUAUUGUUAAAUUAUCGCCUUAUACAGUUUUGCCAUCGUUGGUAAUUUCUCGCAGUUAUACUAAAAAUGUUUCAGUAGGUGUUUGUCGCAUUUCCACAGAUUAUAUCUUAUGAACGUUGAUAAUCUUUAUGACUUGGCUAUUGAAAGUUUGUAUACUGUUUUAAAUGAAAAGAGUAACUAGACUGUAUUCGAUUAAAUGCAUUUUUAUAUUAACGUUUUCAUGUGAAUGUAGAAUCUUGAUAAGAGUUCAAACGCUGGAAGAGUAGUUAUCAAAUUGAAAAAUCUGAUUUCUGCGGUUGAGAUAAGAUUCAUUUUUCUUUAGACAUUUAAAAAAAUUUUUUUUUUUGCCUUUCGUACAUUUUAGAUAGAAAUGAUGGGUUUUCCGUUUCAAUGAGCCGUAGGAGAUCGUUAUAUGUGGAUGUUAGUAAUUUAUAGCGCUUUGAAAUUCUUUUUUUUUUUGUCCAUUACUCGGCUUUUUGUCCUUAGCCAUUAUACGAGACAUAAAAAUACUGUGAUCCUUUACAGAGAUUUCAUCUCAUCUCACAAUACUGUUUUAAGAUACCAAGGAAUUUCACUGUCUCCAUAGAUGAGAAGGUAUUCCAUUUUUUUUCAAAAGUCAAAAGGAACGUUGCUUUUUUUAAGUAGUCGUGAUACUCUGUGGAUCAUUGAAUUUUCGUUAUUGUGUUGUCAUGGUAACAAAACCCCAGGCAUGGUGAAGGCGAUGUGGUAGUAUAUAGUCGACAAGUGUACUCGCAAAUGUAAUCUGUAGCGUUUGAGGCAAAAGGAUUUGUUGGAGUCGGUAAUUUUUGUCUUAAAAAAAUUUCUAAUGUUUUUUAUAAGAAAAUUCACAACACAAAAUUUUUGUAUUGAAAUCUUUUUAUUUUAUACGAACGUAAUCUGAUUAGACGCUGUAUUUUUGUUAAGGCUAUUUAUAUUCAUCUAUCUAUGUAUUUCAGAUAAUUAUAUUGAAGUGAAGUGUUACAAGUAUUUUAUUAUUAUUAUUUUUUUGUAACUUUGAAUAUUUAAUGAUAGUGACAAAACAAAAUUUGUAUUAGCGUUUAAAAAGAAUUUAGAUUUAAGUAGUAUUUUUUCAAAUUUUAAUCGACUUUGGGAAUUCAGAACGAAAGCGACUAAUAACGACAAAAAAACUGAAUAAUAUUUAUUAUCUACCAUAAAUAGGAUGUGUUUUUGCAAUAAUAAACGGUUACAAAUUGAAUGCAAAUAAAUUAAAAGUAUGUUUUUUUUUUGUAUAUUUUAUGGAUAUUUUUUUGUAUGUAUAUAAUAAGUAUGUAUUUCAAUUGUUCUCGACGGCUAUUAAACUUAUUCUUUUGUCAAUUUCUUUCAUGUCUUGUCAAUGUUUUAAUCGCGGAGGUGGUGUUUUCAACUGAAUUUGUUUUAUUUUUUUAAUGAGUCGUUUUCGUUCCGCAUUCAUAAAGUUGGGUAUAGAUAAUAUCGUAAUAUUAAACAUAUGUUAUUUAAGUAAGUAAGUAUGUAGUGGCAUAUGUCGCAAUAUCGUAACUGAAGCAAUACGCGCCCGUUUUGCCUUUUGAUAUUUUGUGUACGUCUAUCUAGUUUCAGAUUAUAAUAAAACCCUGUUUUUGGGUAAUCGAUGUAAUGAUGCGUUAGCUACAUUUGUUAAUAUUUUGACGAUGAGCAGUCUAGUUUACGUAAUGUUAGAGCCCACUUACAAAAUAACGGUAGGGUAACUAACACUAUAAUUGACCGAUUGUUUGGUGUUCGCAUUUAGAAUUCAGAAACUAUAACGAUAUUUUGAUUUUUUAUUAAAAUUUACGUGACAACCCUAUCGGGGUAUCCGUUGAUAUCUGCUACGAAAACUUCGUAUAUCCUUUACAUUUAAUAAUAUCCAAAUAAAAAAAUUAAUUUCUUGAGCUUUUUAUACGCAUAGAACUUUGUGCUUGGUGCGAGUUUUUUAAACGUUCUCGAUAGCGUAAAAGUUAACUCGAAAUUUGUAUGCAGUUGGAACAGCGCCCCUAGCGGCAAACGUAGGAACCCUAUCCAACUCCAUACAGAUUUGAGUUAACUUUUACGCUCUCGAGAACGUUAAAAAAACUCGCACUAAGUACACAGGAUAAAAAAAACGAACAAUUUAGAGUCCGCAAUAAUUGAUAUUUUAGUCGCAAUUACAGUGUAGUUCACCCAUUACCAAGUACAAAAUAGUAUAUAGCGCUCUUUUAAUAAAAUUUUAAUAUUGUGUAUUAUUCCCUCAACACGCAUUUUGCGGACUUUUAGUGUCCUAUUGUGUUUAUUAACACCCGCUAAUGUGGUACGUGUUGUAACUUUUAUACGUAUCUAAGGUUAUCGUGGUUAAUGGUAACAGAAAAAACAAAUUACGGAUGACAUACAGCAACGCACGUAUGGUUCGGAGGUGGGGAUCUUUGAAAGAGCUUGCAUGUUACGAAGACCGACCGUAUAUAUUAUAUAUAAACUAAGAGCUUUGCACUGACAGUUACAAUGGAAAUUAUUUACUAUAUCAGCAACGGUCCCACAGUCUACACCAGUGAUUCUCAACUUUUUUUUUGUUGCGGCACAUAUUUAACGAUUUCAAAAUUUGGCGGCACACAAAAAAAAAAGAUAAAAAUUAUUUACUUACUACAACACACUGCAUAAAUAGUUUAUCAAAAAAUUUUAAUAUACGAAAUAAACUAAAAUAUACUAUACAUUUUUUUUUGUGGAUUUAAAUAUCUAUUCAUGUUUAAAAUAUUUUUCUUUUAAAAUGAUAUAAUUUAAUAAUAUUAAAAUUAUUAUAUAUUCGCAAAAUUUGGCGGCACACAAAAGCGCCGCGGAACAGUGGUUGAGAAUCACUGGUCUACACUAUUAUUUCGUUUGUUUACAAAAUAGCUGAACCACAUAUUUGCGAUAAAGUAGCGACAUCUGUAGCGUACCUCCGGAAUUAAUGCGUGAUAAAAGAAACAAUGAGAAGUUAAUCGCACUCGCACGCUCGCGAUUCAUUAUUGAGUCAGCGUCACACACGUAACGUAACGUCCCGAUAAUUACCUAAAUCCUGAUGUACUAAAACGACUGAGUCUUGAAAUUCAAAGUUAAAUUAAAAACUGUUGCUGUGCGAGGGAUGCACCGAGAUUGAACGAAGGGUUUUUUAAUACGAGAUAUAUUUAUAUUUAUGUAAGCGGUACAUAUGAAAAAAAUGAAACUUUUAAAAUUGAAAGAUAAAAUUUUAAUAAAACCCAAUAUGAGGUUAAGACGUUUAAAAAAAUCUCGUUGGGUUCCCGAAACAGAAUGAAAACUUAUUACCUCAUAAUUAUAAUUAUUAAUAUAUAUAUAUAUAUUGGAUAUUUACAUCUUCGUGGAGUAUCGAAAUGUGUUUGAAUAGUUUUUUAUAUUGAUGGCGUAAUGCAAAAUGUACUGUGUGGCCAUAGGUUGUAGUGGUUGUAGCUUGCUAGCGUUUUUCAAAUUUAGACGUGUAUUAGAGAUCAUAUUUAUUUUUAUAUACUUAGAUUUAUAUAUCACAUGGAGAGACUCAUCAAAUCCUAUAUCGACUUUAUGUACCUGCUUUUUUAUUCUAAAUGUAAACAGAACAAAACGUUUAUAAAAUUAUAUAUUAUUAAUAAAUACGCGACCGUUAGAUUUUAAUUACCAAAAAUAAAUUAAUAGGGAAUGUAUUGUUUUAAAUUGUCAAUGUGUAAUCAGAAUUUAUUAUAAUCGUUUGAUAGUAAAAAAAUCACAUUUUAUACUCUAUUAUAAAUAAAUAAAUAGAUACGAUUUUAAAUUUUACAUAAAUCCUACCUUUAUGCAUAAUCAAGAACACGGAUGUAUUCGGUAAACAUUUUUUAUUUUUGGUAAUAAUAAGUUAUGGAGCACAUAAAAAAAAACAUUUUCAAAUUUAAAUAUCUGUCAUAGUUGUAUAUAAUAUCAGAACGUUCACAAAAAGAGAAAGGAUUAGAGUUGUUAUUAUCUGCUGCGUUUUCAGGAAAGUCUAAUUCAUGACUAAUUAGGUAAUGUAAAAAAUAUUUUUUUAUAAAAUUGACUAAUUACUGAUAUACGUUAAACACGUAACUAACAAACCACUUUUGAGUCAGUAUAUACAGCCGUAUCGUCUGAUUUUUGACGAAACUACCUUAGUUUUGAGCCAAAAUAAUCAUAGUGUGCUUAGUCCGAGUUUUUUUAAAGUUCUCGAUAGCGUAAAAGUUAACUCAAGUUUGUAUGGACUCGGAUAGGGUUCCUAAAUUUGCCGCUAGGGGCGCUGUUCCAACUGCAUACAAAUUUGAGUAAAAUUUUACGUUAAAAAACUCGCACUAAACACACAGUUCGAAAGUAUCUUAACUGCCUAUUAUUUUGGUCGUUUUUGUGAUGCUUGCCCGCGGUAUUGUUCAAACGGGUUUUCUCUUGAUGAGGAGGUUGUUCCUGAUAUGGUCCACACGGAGGGGCUUAGUAAAGAUCAGUGUGCUUAGUGCAAGUUUUUUAACGUUCUCGAUAACGUAAAAGUUAGCUCAUAUUUGUAUGGAAUGGGAUCGUUUGCGUACGUUCGCCGCUAGGGGCGCUGUUCCAACUGCAUACAAAAAUGGCUUAACUUUUACGCUAUCGAGAACGUUAAGGAACUCGCACUAAGCACACAGUUCAGGUAACACAGUCCUGUGUGCUUAGUGCGAGUUUUUUAAAGCUCUCGAUAGCGUAAAAGUUAGCUCAUAAUAAUAUUUGUAUGGAAUGGGAUCGUUUGCGUACGUUCGUCGCUAGGGGCGCUGUUCCAACUGCAUACAAAAAUGGCUUAACUUUUACGCUAUCGAGGACGUUAAGAAACUCGCACUAAGCACACCGAUCGCGCGUCUUCACGUGUCGAGUGUAGCCACCGGAUUAAAUUCAACAGAACACACUACAUUAUUAUAUAUAUUGUUAUUGAUGUUAAUAAGUCUUAAUUAUUGUUUUCAACGAUAUUUUGUUGCAAUUGAAAAUGAUCACGAUUUUUUUAUUAUUUCUGUAGGAUUGUUUUAGAUAAUAAUCCAUUAUUCAAUAAUACAUAUAAUGCAGUAUUUCUGUAGCUUAUGACUUCUUUGAGAUAAAAUUAGAACAGUUCUAAAUGAAGUUGGUACGUAGGUACAAUUAACGUUUUUUUGAACAUACUGUUUAGUACAAGAGCCACUGACCCAAAAUUAAUUUAUAUUUUUUUUAUAAAAUACUCGUGUUGUCUUAAAUAGGAAUCUGAUCUCACGACUUCAAACAGUUUUGGAUGUGUCACCGUUUUGUUAGUAGGCUCUGGUACUAAAUGAUAUCAGUAAUUCGUAUCGACAAUGUUCGCGUACAAGUCAGUCACGAUGAUUGACCAUAUAAUAAUAAAAUCACAAUAAGGAUACUGCACACUUAAAAAUAACACUAUUAUUUAGUAUGUCUUUAAACUGAAUGGAGAUGGGUUUUUUUACUAGAAAAAUCUAGAAAAAGAUAUCCAUAUGAUGUUAAUUGUUUUUGCAUUUUAUAUGCUGCACUGUCACUAUGUUUUCGUUAUAAGUUUUAUUGUAGUUUAAAUAUGACUGAUUGUUUUUUUUUUAUUAUAUGAUAUUAAUAUGAAUGUUUUAAUCACAGAUAAGAUCAGUCAUAGGUUUUUUUUUAAAUACAAAUUAAAAUAGUUUCGAUACGAGCUGCAUUUGAAUUUGCUGAAAGAAAUGUUUAAUAUUCAUUUAAAAUUAUUAAGAAAUUUUUACAUGAAUAUUUAUUAGAGAUUGCAUUUUUAUUAGGACCAAUUUUUGUUCGAAUUUCUUUGUGGUAAACAUAAUAUGUAAUAACAUUUUAAUUACUACAUAAUUGUAAUGUUUUUUUCUUCUUGUAUUAUUAUUUUAUAUUUAAUCACUAGUUAGGUAGUUUCAACAAAUUCUUUUCAAAUUUUUAUCGUAGUAAAUUAGUAAUAAAAUUUCUUUGUAGUAGAAAACAAAUUAAAAUGUGCGUUAAACAUGUAUGACUCAUAGAAACUUUAUGAAUUAAGUUUUUUCUUUAAUAAUCGCCUUUUUUAAUAUUUUUACUAGUUGUACCAAAAUAUACAUUCAGCUUUUACAUAAUCUAACAUAAGGUCAUAAUUAUUUAGAAUUUUGUAACCAUAAUACUUUUCAAAUCCAUGUGAUAAGGUGUUUUUGACAAAUGGAAAGAUUAUAACAUAGAUAGGUAGGGUUAAUAAAUUUUUAAUUCCAUUCAUUA
Messenger RNA from Bombyx mori (domestic silkworm), 10206 nucleotides. It is a transcript of the gene unk, whose product is annotated as RING finger protein unkempt. The transcript is spliced from 5 exons. The coding region runs from base 264 to 2075 and encodes 603 amino acids. Lineage: Eukaryota; Metazoa; Arthropoda; Insecta; Lepidoptera; Bombycidae. Gene Ontology annotation, molecular function: metal ion binding. The record is from RefSeq and is a predicted model, not a curated record.